Messenger RNA from Melampsora larici-populina 98AG31, 159 nucleotides. RefSeq lists its product as uncharacterized. The coding region runs from base 1 to 159 and encodes 52 amino acids. Lineage: Eukaryota; Fungi; Basidiomycota; Pucciniomycetes; Pucciniales; Melampsoraceae. The record is from RefSeq and is a predicted model, not a curated record. The transcript has a single exon.
AUGGAUCUUUUGGAAUCUGACUGGGACUACUUCUGGGCAACCGGAGGCGGACUCGGACGGAAUCUGAUCGUAACGUCUUUGGCAGGAUUGCUUUACCGCUUUCCGUCUGGCAAACAUUUAACUGUUAACUAUGAACUGGUACGGACAAGGGGAAUCUGA